Molecule: messenger RNA, 1401 nt
Organism: Capsicum annuum
Lineage: Eukaryota; Viridiplantae; Streptophyta; Magnoliopsida; Solanales; Solanaceae
Product: universal stress protein PHOS32
Exons: 5
Coding region: 78-1061 (327 amino acids)
Source: RefSeq, a predicted model, not a curated record
UAAGUGAAGACUUGAGAGCGACUUGGGACUCAUUUUUCUCUUCAAGCUCAGUUGUGAUUCAGCUCGAAAAAGCCGAAAUGCAGAAACAGUCGCCGGCGCCGCCGCACACGGGGGAUUCCGACAUCCCAAACCUCGGGAACAUCAAAAUCAAGUGUUCAUCACCUCGCUUUCCACCGCCCAUAACCACCGCCGGCGCGGCUGCCGAAACACCGACCGCCGGCGCACAGAGAAAAAUCGGAAUCGCCGUUGACCUAAGUGACGAAUCAGCCUUCGCCGUUAAAUGGUCCGUACAUAACUACCUCCGUUCCGGUGACGCCGUUGUUCUCCUUCACGUCCGUCCUACUUCCGUCCUUUACGGUGCCGAUUGGGGCUCCGUUGAUCUAUCUAUAGUCGAUACCAUUAACGUUGAGUCGCAGCGUAAACUCGAAGAUGAUUUUGAUGCGUUUACGACAGCGAAAUCAUCUGAUUUAGCUAAACCACUUGACGAAGCGCGAAUCCCGUAUAAAAUUCAUAUAGUGAAGGAUCAUGAUAUGAAGGAGAGGUUAUGUUUGGAGGUUGAGAGGUUAGGGUUGAGUGCGGUGAUAAUGGGGAGUAGAGGAUUUGGAGCGAAAAAGCGAGGGAGUGAUGGGAGGCUUGGUAGUGUUAGUGAUUAUUGUGUUAGGCAUUGUGUUUGUCCUGUGGUUGUUGUGAGGUAUGAUGAUGAGAAAGAUGGUGGAAAUGUUGGUCGUAAGCGCGGAGCAUUUGCGCGUGGAAAUGAGGAGGAAGGUGAGUAUCAUGAUGCCUGCGAUGGUCGUCAAGUGAUUAUAGAAAGUCGAGGAUUCAGAGCAAAAAAAAGAGGGAGAGAUGGGAGACUUGGAAGUGUUGGUGAUUACUGUGUUAGACACUGUGUUUGCCCUGUUGUUGUUGUGCGGCAUGUUGAUGAGAAAGAUGGUGGAAAUGUUGCCCCUAAACAUGUAGUUUUUGCUCGUGAAAACGAGGAGGAAGGCGAGUAUCGUGAUGCUUUUGAUGGUCGUCAAGGAUUGCAACCAGCAAAAGAAAAGGGUGCACGGACUGACAAUUGAUUUAGAGUUGCUUAAGAAGUCCUUUGAAGAGACAAUGGACGGAAGAUUUCACGUGGAAGUUGGGUUAAGCAAACCUUCUGCUGCACAAAAUUUGACACUUAUGUGAGAACCUUUUUCUGUAACUGAAUUGUGGUUGCUCUCUUUCACUUUAGUUUGUUAGUAGUAGUUUGCUAGAUGUUGUGUUUCUAAGGUGGUUGUCGUCAUAGAUUUUCACUUAACGCGUGCCUUUGAAUCCUUCGUGGUCCCUCCGGUGCAACGUAAACUCUACUUUUACAACGUAAUUUCUAUGUUGUUGGUCUUAGCGCGACGUCAACUUCAGUUCAUUAGAAAUUUCCUGCCA